Messenger RNA from Paramecium tetraurelia, 1467 nucleotides. RefSeq lists its product as uncharacterized. Gene Ontology annotation, molecular function: proton-transporting ATPase activity, rotational mechanism; ATPase binding. The record is from RefSeq and is a predicted model, not a curated record. Gene Ontology annotation, cellular component: vacuolar proton-transporting V-type ATPase complex; proton-transporting V-type ATPase, V0 domain. Gene Ontology annotation, biological process: vacuolar acidification; proton transmembrane transport. The transcript is spliced from 2 exons. NCBI's taxonomy places the organism in Eukaryota, Ciliophora, Oligohymenophorea, Peniculida, Parameciidae.
AUGUUUUUCCCUUUCAUGUUUGGUAUUAUGUUUGGAGAUAUUGGUCAUGGUGGUGUUCUAUUUGUUUUAGCAUUCCUUUUAGUCAAAAAUGCUGACACUCUAAAAAAACUGCCUGAUUUUGCUGCUUUAGUUUAGGUUAGAUAUUUAUUCCUACUGAUGGGUUUGUGUGCACUCUAUUGUGGUAUUAUUUAUAAUGAUUUCAUGUCUUUGACUUGGAAUAUAUUUGGAAGUUGUUUUGAAAAUGUCCCUGAUUCUGAAGAAACUGUUUAUAUUAAAGGAUGUACCUACCCGAUUGGAUUUGAUCCUAAAUGGUACAUAGCAAGCAAUGAAUUGAACUUCUUCAAUUCUUUCAAGAUGAAGUUUGCAAUCAUUUAUGGAGUCUCUCAAAUGAUUUUUGGUAUUCUCUUAAAAGGAGUCAACAAUCUAUAUUUUAAAGAUUACUUAUCAUUUAUUUGUGAAUUCCUCCCACAAUUGAUAUUUAUGUGCAUAACUUUCGGUUACAUGGGAGUGAUGAUCAUGUUGAAAUGGGGAUAGAGUUGGGAAGGUAGAACUGAUUAGGCUCCAUCAAUCAUCAAUGCUAUGAUCAAUAUCCCUCUAUAAGGAGGUUCCACAGAAGGAAAACCAUUGUUUGACUUAGAGUCUCAAGAGUCUCUUUAAUAAUCUAUUCUAUUUUGGUCAUUCUUAUGCAUUCCUUGGAUGCUUCUACCUAAACCCAUUGUCGAGGUUAUUCAACACUACUCUGGAAAAGAGCAUGAGAAGAAGCCUUCAAAAGCACUUGAACCCAAAGAUGAAAGCAAGGAAGCCUUGUUGCCUGUUCAAUCGAGCCAAAAAUCAAUUAAUUAAAGUGCUUUGGCCGAAGAAUUAAGAUUGUAAUUAAUAUAAAAGGAAAAAGAGAAGGAGUAAAGAAGAAAACAAUUGGAAGAACAGAGACUCAAAGAGUAAGUAGCAGAAGAAGAUUUACAAAAUGAUUAACCAUAAAAAUUAUUACCUAAAUAACCAGAAAAGACUGGAGAACAUGGACAUGGACAUGACGAAUUUGAUAUUGGAGAACUUGCUGUACAUUAGAUUAUUGAAACCAUCGAAUUCGUUCUUGGUUCUAUUAGUAAUACUGCAUCAUAUUUGCGUUUAUGGGCCUUAUCUUUAGCACAUGGAUAAUUGGCUAAAGUGUUUUUCGAGAAGUGUAUUGGUGCAGGAAUUGAAGAUGGAAAUGUAAUUGUCUUAGUCAUUGGAUGGCCUGUCUUUCUACAUUGCACUAUUGGAGUUUUAAUGUGCAUGGAUCUUAUGGAAUGUUUCUUACAUGCUCUAAGAUUGUAAUGGGUGGAAUUCUAAAGCAAAUUCUAUAAAGCUGAUGGUAUUAAGUUUAUGCCAUUUUCAUUCAAAGAAGUUCUAACAAAUCAGCCAAAGGAUUAAUGAAUUAUUCAUGAACAUUUAUAUAUCAUACAAUAUUCUAUAAAAUUGUUAAAUAAA